This is a messenger RNA of Ambispora leptoticha, 954 nucleotides long. NCBI's taxonomy places the organism in Eukaryota, Fungi, Glomeromycota, Glomeromycetes, Archaeosporales, Ambisporaceae. The record is from the annotation of a GenBank genome assembly.
AUGCAACCCCAUAAAAUAUCAUCAGAUCAAAAACCAAAGUUUGACCUUAAGAUGUUUAUAUCAACGAGGAGAAGUCUGAUGCAUUUUAAAGAUAAAGCCAUAAACAUCAAGCGUCUCACCAUUUUCGGUGUCUCUUCUCGAGGUGAUUCGAAUGACCCUAGACAGAAAUUUAUUACCUGGCAAGUUAGAUGUGCCCAGAAAAUUGGAGAAAAAGAUUUAAUUCAUCUGGUUGUCGAAUCUAAAAACGAAUCUUUUGAAUAUGAAGAGAAGUUCGCGUGUGACAUAAUAUAUGAUCCCAACGACGUAAAUAAUGUUGAAAUUGUGAAUUAUUACGAGAAGUUAGAUGGACUAGAAAAGGAACUACAAGGCUCGAGAGCUGCAUUAAUCAUUUACUGGUUGAAACCAGAGAACUCAGCGGAUAUCGGUAUAAGAAAUUUCUCAAAGAACGAUAAACAGAAUUUAAUAACAAUGACAAAGGAUUUGCGUCGUGAAUGGGAAGAAUAUAAGGUCGAAAAAGAAACGAAUAUUGUUUCCAAAUAUCUUGAAAAAAGUGUAGUGAAUUAUUCUUUUAAAUCUGUACGAAUUUGUGAAAUUCUUACUGGUACAUUUAAUAAAUACGCAUUAAAAUGCAUUCUAGACAGAAUAAUCAAUGAAAAAUUUAAGAAGAAAAACGUGAAAGGUUUUAUUAGAGUUGGUAAAUCUGACGAUUCUGGGUCACCUUCUGUACAUUACGUCGGUUUUUAUGUUGAUCGAAAAGAAAAAGAAAAUAUCAUAUACCUUCUUGGUUCCCGAUCUUUUUUAUUUCAAUAUAAGCCAAUGCGUGGUCUCGAUCAUGAAUCGACGACUUCCUUUCUUGCAUGGUAUGUGCUGGAUCAAGUAGUGAAAACGGAUAAGAAUGAAGUAAUUGCGAAUUUAGCUGUUGUUGGUGCUGGUUAUGAAGAGCCCAAAAAAUGA